CUUGCAUUUAUUUUCGGUAUAAAAAUAAACACGUACACAGGCCAAAAUUAUAUCCAAUUUUGUUUUUAGUGAUAUUUAACAAUAUAAUACAGAAAAGUGUGAAAAAAACGUAUAAGCCAAUUGCAUUUAUAACAGUUCACGGUUUCAAGUAAACGAGUGCGGCGAAUAAAACCCAGUAAUUGUAAAACAAGAAACACUGACGUGGGUUUCAGUGUGGUGGCUCUCUUGACAAUAGACAAUCAGUCUCGGCGGCGUUGUGCCUCAUAACAUUGGGGAAGGCGAGUGGGGGUCGGUCGUUGGUUCGUUCGACUCAUAUAAGCGGAUAUAUUUUAUUGCUUGGUUUGGCUACUUUCUUUUUCGCUUUGCCUGCCAUAGUUAUUGCGGUACGGUUAUCGGUUGACGGUCAAUGUUAUAGCCAAGGACGCAAAACAAACUGCUGGAUGUUAGCAUAACACAGAUUCAUAAAUAAUAGAAUAAAAUAAAAAAAUUUAGAGGCUUUACACUGUCAUGUCUCGGUGGCGUUAUUUGUCUGACAAGGCACCACUAUUUGUGGUGCUAUUGCUGGUGUGCCUGUAUGGCUCACAGUUGUCUUGUGGCUACUUCGCUUCCUACGAUUUGACGGAGAAUAACAAGAACUGUUUUUGUGAGCUGGAAGGUUCCAUUAACGAUUGUGGCUGUGAAGUGGACACCGUAGACCAUUUUAAUAACAUAAAAAUCUAUCCCCGCCUCAAGAGCAUACUAGUGAAAAACUAUUUUCGUUUUUUUAAAGUGAAUUUACACCAUCAGUGUCCAUUUUGGUCUGAUGACAGCAAAUGCGCAAUGCGUUUCUGUCAGGUGCAGAAUUGUGAGGAACAAACAAUACCACCGGGCCUAAAGGAACAAGGUUACAAUCAUAAUUUUAUGAGACCGGCUGCCUAUAAGUAUUCCCCUGAAGCCCAAGAUCCUGAAUGUUCGGAUGCCAAUGAUUUCAACAGCAUUCUUGGUCUAAUCGAUACCAGCAUAAGUGAUCAGGCCCACAAGGAGUUUGAGCUGUGGGCAAAACAUGAUCAAGCCGAAGAGGAUUUCUGUAUAAUCGAUGAAAAUGAAGAGGGCUGCCAAUAUGUGGAUUUACUGCUCAAUCCCGAACGUUAUACCGGCUAUAAAGGUGAUUCGGCCCAUCGCGUCUGGAGCAGCAUAUAUUUGGAGAAUUGUUUUGGAGUGCAAAAUAAGAGCAAUACGUUUUCGGAUUAUUUGGCUCAAAUGGAUUUGCAUAAAAUGUGUUUGGAACAACGUGCCUUCUAUCGCAUUAUCUCCGGUCUACAUACCAGUAUUAACAUACAUUUGUGUUCCAAAUAUCUGCUGUCUGAAACAAAAGAUUUCCUAGCGCCUCAGGGCAUAUGGGGACCAAAUGUUGAGGAAUUUAAACGCAGAUUUAGUCCAGAGACCACCAACGGAGAAGGACCCCAUUGGUUGAGAAAUCUGUAUUUCAUUUAUCUGGUAGAGUUGAGGGCAUUAUCUAAAGCUGCACCUUACCUUAGGAGAGAGGACUACUAUACGGGUAUUGUGGAGGAAGAUCAGGAAACUAAAAUGGCCAUUAAUGAUUUGUUAUCGGUUAUCGAAUCGUUUCCCAAUCAUUUUGAUGAAAACGCCUUGUUCUCUCACAGCCCCCAGGGCAUACGAUUUAAAUAUGAAUUUAAGGAGAAAUUUAGAAAUAUCUCUCGCAUUAUGGAUUGCGUUGGUUGUGACAAAUGUAAACUAUGGGGUAAACUACAGACUCAGGGUUUGGGUACAGCAUUAAAAAUAUUGUACUCAGAAAAAUUGAAUAUAGCCACGGAAAGUGGGUUAUGGGAUAAACCGCACAUUGAAGCUGAUCCCAUUUUCCGUUUGAAGCGUAGCGAGAUAGUUGCGUUGUUUAAUGCAUUUGGAAGGCUUUCUAAUAGUAUUUUUGAAAUGGAAAACUUCAGAAAAUCUCUUAGAUAAUAAGAGUUUCAACGAAAACAUAAAAAACAAAGAAAAGCCAAUUAUUUUGAAAACCAUUUCCUUAGGCAUAGUCUACUUAAAUCUUAUGAUCAUUGUUAAAACGUCCUUUAUUAGUGAACAUUAAACAAAACAUCUCUUCCCCACGUCACCCUUCCCAUCAGCAGAUGUUUAAUUCGUUCCCAUUAUCAAGAUUGUUAUUUGUUUUUACAUGUAUAAUAUACGUAAAAUUUAUCUCUUAUGAAUGAAACACAUCCGUCUAUUAUUGUAGAAGGAUGUCCAAAGAAUGAAGUUGUAGUAAAGGUUUCCUUUUUACCGACACCGGUCCGACUGAGUCUGCUUCUGACCAGUAGUCAUGUAGUAUAUAUAUUAAUUGGUCCUUAGACUUUGAUUAUCCUUCCCCUGCUCUCUCUACCCAUUUUAUACUCGGUACAUAAAAACAAAACAUUAACUUAUACAACCUAUCUUAAGUUAGACUUUAAGCAUAUUUAUUAUUUGUCUAUAUAUUAAUUAAAUUCUGUAAGAAAGACCGUAGAAUGUUAUAUUGUUUAUAUGUAUUAAUGAUGUUUAAUAUACCGGUGCAAUUUUAAAAUAAAAAACUGUAGAAGAUUUUGCAAUGCCAAAAAACGGUUGUACUUAUUACCUAACCUAACCUAUUACAAAGAAAUAGGUUUUUACUAAUUAAAUAAUUUUUUUAAAUUUCAGAUUAA
Stomoxys calcitrans (stable fly) is the source of this 2666-nucleotide messenger RNA. It is a transcript of the gene Ero1L, whose product is annotated as ero1-like protein. The transcript is spliced from 6 exons. Gene Ontology annotation, biological process: protein folding in endoplasmic reticulum. Gene Ontology annotation, molecular function: thiol oxidase activity; protein-disulfide reductase activity; FAD binding. Lineage: Eukaryota; Metazoa; Arthropoda; Insecta; Diptera; Muscidae. Bases 508 to 1959 code for a protein of 483 amino acids. The record is from RefSeq and is a predicted model, not a curated record. Gene Ontology annotation, cellular component: endoplasmic reticulum; endoplasmic reticulum membrane.